UCGAAAUUCCAACAGUGCACAUCUCUUUCCCGCACCUUAGUGUAUAAAACCACCAUUUUCAGUCUGCUCUUAGCUACUGCCAAUCUUCUUCAUUUUUAUUGUCAAGCCAGAUGGCACACCCGAUAACCCGAAAAGCCCGAGCCAUCCAGUUAGCUGUAGCUGUUGUCUGCACCAUUGUUUUCUUUGUUGGGCUUAUUUUCUUGAUUUUAUGGCUCAGUCUCCGUCCACAUACUCCUAAAUUUCACAUUGAAGAUUUUUCAAUUUCGGUUCCGAGUCAACCGAACGAACUUGAAAUUGCCCGGAUAACGUUCAAUGUCACAGUUCAUAAUGGCAACCAUCGAAUAGGGAUCUUAUACGACUCUUUGACUGGGUCGGUUUAUUACAAGGAUCAAUGGGUUGGAUCCACACAUUUACUGGAUCCAUUUUAUCAAGGGCCCAAGAAAACUACCCUCGUGUAUCAUGCAGUGCCUGUUACAGCGUUAAUGGUGAACAGCCAGCGGUGGAUGGAGUUUGUCAAUGAUCGUGCAAAAGGGUCGGUUGAUUUCCGUUUGGAAUUGAUAUCGACAGUCCGAUAUAGGACAAAGCUGUGGGAUACUAAGCGACAUCGUAUUCAUCCCAAUUGUAUUGUUCCAGUGGGGCAAGAUGGCCUUAUUUUACCAAGUUAUAAGCAUAGGAAAUGUACUGCCUAAACUAUGGGGUCGUCUUCAAUUUGUGUGGGUUGUCUCUCUUCUUUCCUACUUUUUCUUUUUUCUUUCUUUCCAUCUAUUUGUAUCAACCGAAUUUAAGGGCUACUGAAUGGUGUAAUGUAAUAAAUGAAGUUGCUCUCCAUUUAUUGAUAGAAUUUUAGAUUUUAACAUCAAA
This is a messenger RNA of Ricinus communis (castor bean), 861 nucleotides long. Its product is annotated as NDR1/HIN1-like protein 10. The coding region runs from base 111 to 689 and encodes 192 amino acids. The transcript has a single exon. NCBI's taxonomy places the organism in Eukaryota, Viridiplantae, Streptophyta, Magnoliopsida, Malpighiales, Euphorbiaceae. Gene Ontology annotation, biological process: defense response to other organism. The record is from RefSeq and is a predicted model, not a curated record.